UCUCUCUCUCUCUCUCUCUCUCUCUCUCUCUCUGAACUCAGUUAAGGAUCAGCUUGCACCACUUCAGCAUCCCUCACAGUGCCUGUCCACCACUUCCAUCUCUUCGAUCAGAAUGAGGACCGCUCACUUCAUUGCUAUCGCUGUCUCGCUGCUUGCUGCAGCCACCUUCGUCGCAGCCACCGGAUACUCCUCCAGCCUCAUCAAUGACUGCGAUUUCGACGUCAAGGUCGACAUCGUGCUCAUCCCUGGCCUGCAGCUCGGGUCGCUGGGUCUCAUCACCGUCGUUGCGCACACCGUCCAGUCCGUGCUGUACACCAUAACGGGCCUCGUCUCCAGCCUGCUCGGCCUGACCUGGAAGAUCUCCGCUGUGAUCGACGGCGUCCUGUGCACCGUCAACGUGCUGGUGCCCGUCAAUGGGACGGUUCACAUCGUCCAGACGGCGGCUGGCACAGUCGCAGUCCUCGUCAACAAUGUGGUGAAGGGCUACCUUCUUCAAUGAUCAUUACGAGGAACCCCACGGGUCAGAAACAGAUUCGGUACUGCCUGGUGAAGACGGAUGGGAAGAAUUUGAGCAUCUUCUGUGUGGAAUGAGCAUUCACGGCUAUCAUUUCCGCAGUUAAAUGUUCAUUACAGUUUCUAGACUCGUUCCAACUUCCUGGUUUAAACUGGACAUAAAUCACAGGUCCGAAUCUGGAUCAUUCUUAGCGGUAGGUGUAAUGUAUUUCUUAGAGGUUUACUGCCUAGGCUAGUGACGCGAAACCCUGAGAAGAUAGUCAUCUGAGAAGAAAGCAGCUUCACCAAAUCUGCUGUUAUAAAUAAUUUUGUACCGGCCUUCACAAGGGCAAUGAUUCCUUCUUCCAACAUAGAUAAGAAUGACGACUUCAUGUAUACAAGAUGUAUGUAGUAUCGGAAGUAAAAGGUUAUGAGCAUGUGUUAUCUG
Messenger RNA from Marchantia polymorpha subsp. ruderalis, 940 nucleotides. Lineage: Eukaryota; Viridiplantae; Streptophyta; Marchantiopsida; Marchantiales; Marchantiaceae. The record is from the annotation of a GenBank genome assembly.